Molecule: messenger RNA, 5612 nt
Organism: Sus scrofa (pig)
Lineage: Eukaryota; Metazoa; Chordata; Mammalia; Artiodactyla; Suidae
Gene: ABCC11
Product: ATP binding cassette subfamily C member 11
Biological process (GO): transmembrane transport
Cellular component (GO): plasma membrane
Molecular function (GO): ABC-type transporter activity; ATP binding; ATP hydrolysis activity
Source: RefSeq, a predicted model, not a curated record
AAAUGACAAAAGCCAAAAAAAAAAAAAAAAAAAAAAGGUAUUUGAUCACAAGAUUUUGACAAAAAUAAGACAUUCCUAACCCUUUCCAAAUUCACUCAGAGGUAGGCACGCCUCAUUUUUCAAAAGGAUAACUGCAGGUGUGUGUGGGGGUGUUCUAAAUUGAAAAUAUCUCAAGAGAUAAGGAGAGGGGGCAGGGGGCUUGGAAAGCAAGUUUGAAGAUAAUAGCAGAGGGCAAUACUAUGUAUCAGCACUCUCCAAAAGAAACAUAAUGUGAUGCAGGUAUGUAAUUUCAGUAGCCACAUUAGAAAGUAAGAAGAAACAGAUGACAUGCUAAUAUUUUACUUAGCCCCAGAUAUCCAAAAUAUUACCAUACCAACUUUUUGUUGUUGUUAUGGCCACAGCCAUGGCAUAUGGAAGUUCCCAAGCCAGGAACUGAAUCUGACUUCACCUGUGACCUAUGCCACAACUGUGGCAAUAAAGGACACUUUUACUCCACUGCCCCAGGCAGGGAAUCAAAGGGCACCUCUGAAGCAACCCCAGGAGCCACCGCAAUCUGACUCUUAACCCACUGCACUACCACAGGAACUCCACCAUUCCAACAUUUAAUCUUUACGUAUUUAUUAAUCAAUAAAACAUUUUUCAUACCAAAUAUUCAAAACCUAGCGUGCACUGUAUACCUAUAGCACACUGAAGGUGAUCAACCACCCUGGCUUGUCUGGGACUAAGGGGUUUCCUGGGACAUAGGACUUUCAGUGAUAAAACCGGGACUGUUCGUGGCGAAUCACAGCAAGUGACCACACUCUAACAUCUCGAUUUGGACAAGCAACAUUCCAAGCCCUCUAUAACCCCAGGUGGCUAGUGGCUACAAUCCUGGACAGUGCUACCAUUUAUCCAGCGUGGCACAAAGCAGACCACAUACAUUAUUUCAUCUAAUCUUCAUAACACACCUGAGAGACGACGCUGUUCGUUUCCAAGUUACAGAAGAAAGAAAGCAGCACAGGGUCAGCCUGACACUCAAUUAGGACCAUAGUGUAAGAGAUCUCGUGAUAAGCUUGGGGCCUAAGAAAUGAAAUGUUAUGAGAUGAGAAGACAGGAAAGUUCCAGAAAGGGAGACAAGGGAAAACGUGAACAGAUUCUCUGACUCUAAGAAGCAAAGAAUUGGCAGGACAACUGAAAAUGACCAGAAGGAGGAUAUACUGGGUCCCCAGGUCUUCUGGUGGCCUCGUGAAUCUCGGCUUGGAUGUAGAUAAUGACAUGGUUUCAGGACUUAGCUAUAAAACUUUCGAGGUUGAAGAUGGUUCCUGGCCCCAGCAGGUGGGGGAGCCUGAGGCGCCAAGGAUGGGGAAGUAUGAUGCUGCCUGGAGAACCAUGAUUCCCUUCCGCCCGAAGCCAAAGAUUCCUGCGCCCCAGCCCCUGGAUGAUGCCGGCUUGUUCUCCUACCUCACCUUGUCGUGGCUCACCCCAUUCAUGAUCCGAGGUUUACGGAAACGCUUAAAUAAGCACAUGAUCCCCCAGCUGUCAGUACAUGAUGCUUCAGCCCAAAAUGCCAAAAGGCUUCGUCUCCUCUGGGAAGAAGAAGUCUCAAGGCAUGGGAUUGACAAAGCGUCGGUGUUUCGAGUGAUGCUGAAAUUCCAAAGAACAAGGGUUAUUUUUGAUAUGGUUCUGAGCUGUUUCUUCUCUGCCACCAGCGUGCUAGGGCCAAUGCUGGUUAUACCAAAGAUCCUGGAAUAUGCAGAAGAGCCGUCAGGGAGUAUUGCCUAUGGAGUGGGACUUUGCUUUGCUCUUUUUUUCACCGAGUGUCUGAAGGCUCUGAGCAUGUGCUCCUGUUGGGUCGUCAGUCAGCGCACUGGCACCAGGUUUCGUACAGCCGUCUCCUCCUUUGCCUUUGAGAAGCUGAUCCAAUUUAAGUCUCUGACACACAUCACCAUGGGAGAGGCCAUCAGCUUCUUCACCAGCGAUGUAAACUACCUGUUUGAAGGAGUGUACUAUGGACCCCUGGCCUUGCUCACCGGCUUCCUGCUGCUGGCCUCCACCAUCGCCUCCUGCCUCACUCUUGGACCCACUGCGUUCAUUGCCACGCUUUGCUACCUCCUGAUUCUGCCACUGGAGGUAUUCCUGACCAGAACGUUUUUGAGGCUACAGAAUCACACUUCCGAGAUCAGCGACCAGCGCAUCUGCUUGACCAGUGAAGUUCUCACCUCCAUUAAGUUGAUUAAAAUGUACACGUGGGAGAAACCAUUUGCAAAAAUCAUUAGAGACCUCAGAAGGAAGGAAAAGAAGCUCUUGCACAAGUGUGGGUUUAUUCAGAGCCUGACCACGGCCAUCCUGUUCAUUGCCCCCACUGUGGCCUCAGUGGCACUGUUCCUUAUCCAUAUAGGCUUACGGCUGAAACUCACGGCCUCAGUGGCCUUCACCACCAUGGCCACCUUGGCCCCCAUGCGGCUGUCAGUGUUCUUAGCUCCCUUCGCAGUCAAAGGCCUCACAAAUUCCAAGUCUGCAGCGGAGAGGUUCAAGAAAUUUUUCCUCCAGGAGAGCCCUGUGGUAUAUGUCCAGGAAUUGAAAGACCCCAGCAAAUCUCUGGUUUUGGAGGAGGCCACCUUGUCGUGGAGAAAGACUGGCCCUGGGGUCGUCAAUGGAGCCUUGGAGCUGGAGAAGAAUGGACACGCUGCUGAGGGCAUGACCAGGGCUCAGCCACCUCCGGGUGCCCUCCCGCCACAGGACAAAGGGGACAGCAGAGCCCCGGAGUUGCACAAGAUAAAUCUUGUGGUGUCAAAGGGGACCGUGCUGGGUGUCUGUGGCAACACGGGGAGCGGCAAGACCAGCCUAUUGUCAGCCAUCCUGGGGGAGAUGCACUUGCUAGAGGGCUCGGUGGGGGUGAACGGAAGCCUGGCCUAUGUCCCCCAGCAGGCCUGGAUCGUCAGAGGGAGCAUCCGGGAGAACAUCCUCAUGGGGAGCCAGUACGACCAGGCCCGGUACCUCCAGGUGCUCCAUUGCUGCUCCCUGAAGCGCGAUCUGGAAAUCCUACCCUUCGGAGAUAUGACAGAGAUCGGGGAGCAGGGCAUCAACCUCUCCGGGGGACAGAAGCAGAGGAUCAGCCUGGCCCGCGCCGUCUACUUUGACCGUGAGCUCUACCUGCUGGACGACCCCCUGUCAGCCGUGGACAUGCAUGUGGGGAAGCACAUCUUUGAGGAGUGCAUUAAGAAGGCGCUCAGGGGGAAGACCGUCGUCCUGGUGACCCACCAGCUGCAGUAUUUAGAGUUUUGUGACCAGAUCAUUUUGCUAGAAGAUGGGAAAAUCCGGGAAAAAGGAAUUCACAGUGAGUUAAUACAGAAAAAGGGGCGAUACGCCCAGCUCAUCCAGAAGAUGCAUGGAAAAGCCACACAGGGCGUGCUGCAGGGCGGAGCAAAGGCGGCAGAAGAGCCACAGGUGGGAAGUCAGGCCCUGAUCCCUUGCCAGGAAGAGCUUCUCAAUGAAGAUGCUGGGCUGGAGAAUCAGCUCACAAAGAAGGAGGAGAUGGAGGAAGGGUCCCUGAAAUGGAGAGUCUAUCACCACUACAUCCAGGCAGCUGGAGGUUAUCUCAUCUCUGCCCUUGUCAUCCUGAUCAUGCUGGUGAUAGUCUUCCUUACAAUGUUCAACUUCUGGUGGCUGAGCUACUGGUUGGAGCAAGGCUCAGGGACCAAUAGCAGCAGAGAGACCAACAGAACCACUGCAGACCCAGGUGACAUCCAGGACAACCCUCAGCUACUCUUUUACCAGCUGGUGUAUGGCCUCAAUGCUCUGCUUAUGGUCUUCAUGGGGAUCUUGUCCUCGGUGUCUUUCACCAAGGUCAUGGGGAAGGCAUCCACCGUUCUGCACAACGAGCUCUUCAACAAGGUGUCCCGCUGCCCUAUGAGUUUCUUUGAUACAACCCCGACAGGCCGACUCCUGAACUGCUUUGCAGGGGACUUGGAUGAGCUGGACCAGUUCCUCCCUAUUGUGGUUGAACAGUCUCUACUCCUGUUCUUCAUGGUGAUCUUCAUCCUACUGAUGGUUGGUUUGCUGUCUCCCUAUAUCCUGCUGAUAGGAGUUGUGUUACUCAUUGUUUGCCUCAUUUUUUAUAGAAUGUUCAAGAGGGCUUCCCAUGUGUUCAAGAGACUGGACCACUAUAGCCGCUCCCCUUUAUUUUCACACAUCCUCACCUGUCUGAACGGCCUAAGCUCCAUCCAUGUCUAUGGGAAAGUGGAAGACUUCAUCAAUGAGUUUAAAAGGCUGGUGGAUGAGCAGAGUAACUACAUGCUGAUGUUUCUGUCUGCCACACGAUGGAUGUCCUUGAGGCUGGAGCUCAUGACCAACCUGUUAACCUUGGUGGUGGCCUUGCUCACGAUUUUCAACAUUUCCUCUGUCCCCUAUGCCUAUAAGGCCAUGGCUAUCAGCAUUGUCCUGCAGUUGGCGACCAACUUCCAGGCCUGUGUCCGGAUGUGUUCAGAGACAGAGGCGUCUUUUACAUCCGUGGAGAGGAUGCUGCAGUACAUGAAGAUAUGUGUCCCUGAGGCUCCUUUGCACCUAGAAGGCGGGAACUGUCCACCUGGGUGGCCACCACGCGGGGAAAUCACAUUCCAGGACUAUCAGAUGAGAUACAGAAAUAACUCGCCUAUUGUCCUCAAGGGCCUCAGCCUGACGAUUCGCAGCCAAGAAGUGGUGGGCAUCGUGGGGAGGACAGGCUCUGGGAAGUCCUCCUUAGGGGUGGCUCUCUUCCGCCUGGUGGAACCCGCCGCAGGCCGCAUCCUUGUUGAUGGCGUGGACAUCUGCAGCCUCGGCCUGGAGGACCUGCGGUCCAAGUUCUCGGUUAUCCCGCAAGAUCCUAUCCUGCUGUCAGGGACCAUCAGAUUGAACCUGGACCCCUUUGAUCGCUGCACAGAUGAGCAGAUCUGGGGUGCCUUGGAGAGAACAUCCCUGAGCAAGAAGGUUUCAAAGUUUCCCCAAGGCCUGCAAGCGGAAGUUAUGGAAAACGGCUCGAACUUCUCGGUGGGGGAACGACAGCUGCUCUGCAUCGCUCGGGCCCUCCUCCGCAGCUCCAAGAUCAUCCUUAUUGAUGAGGCCACAGCCUCCAUCGACUUGGAGACUGAUGCCCUGAUUCAGCACACAAUCCGUGAAUGGUUCCAGGGCUGCACAGUGCUGGUCAUUGCACACCGUGUGUCCACUGUCCUCAGCUGUGACCGUAUCCUGGUCAUGGGCAACGGGAAGGUGGUGGAGUUUGAUAGGCCUGAGGUCCUGCAGAAGAAGCCAGGGUCUGUGUUCGCAGCCCUGCUGGCAACAGCCAAUUCAUCACCGAGCUGAGGAUGGGGACCCCAUGAAGGCGGGUGGCUGAACCCAUCAUGGUGCACUGGAGUGUGGUGGGGGGCUGCGGUCUGCAACCUCCUUGUGCAGAGAAGGUUCUGGAAAGCAGGGCUGGACUGUGCUCAGGGGUGCUGGUGAUGGGAGGGAAAAGGAUGUUGAGGGAGCAAAACCUGAAAUGGGGCUCUCCAUGGUUCAAUAAGGGUUAAGCUUAUAGUUUUCUGAUUGGUGUUAAAAGUGUGGCAAAUGAUGGACUGAUUUUGUAAAAAAAAAAGUAAAUAAAAGGAAGAAAAAGUCUC